Molecule: messenger RNA, 825 nt
Organism: Solanum lycopersicum (tomato)
Lineage: Eukaryota; Viridiplantae; Streptophyta; Magnoliopsida; Solanales; Solanaceae
Molecular function (GO): zinc ion binding
Source: RefSeq, a predicted model, not a curated record
AUGGAAAAAGCAUACAGAAAGGAAGAUUUUGAUAAAUUAAUGGCUAAGGUUGUGAAAGUUGAUCAUAGGAUGAAGGAUUACUUUGAAGAUGCUGGUUAUGAGAAGUGGUCAAGAGUUCAUUCAAUCAUAAACAGAGGUAGAAUGAUGACUUCGAACAUCAUUGAGUGUAUCAAUGGAUACCUUGUCGAUGCACGUAAGUUAUCUAUAAUAGACUUCUUGGAGGAAGCUAGACUUCUAUUUGGUAGUUGGAACUAUAAAAAUAGAGAAAUAGCGACAUAUAUAAAGGACACAUUGGGCCGAAGAAUUGAGGAGAUAUUGAUUGUAAACGCAUCUAAAAGUUCAAAGAUGAAGAUAUUUAUCAAUUUCCCUAAAAAUAUGUUUCAUGUUGUUCCAUCAUAUGAAUAUAUUUUCACAGUUCAUGAAGCCGGAAGAAGAUACAUUGUAUGCCUUGAGAGGAAAACUUGCACAUGUGGAAGGUUUCAACAUGAUGAGAUACCUUGCACACACGCAAUUGCAGUUUUGAAGCAUGAGAAUGUUACAAAUUUGCACCCAUAUUGCUCUGAUUACUACAAGCCGUAUGCAUUAGAAAAAAUGUACGAGGUUGCAAUGGUUCCAAUGCCAGAUAAGGAGGAUUGGAACAUUCCAGACUAUGUUUUAGAUGAAAUUGUCUGGCCACCUAGGUAUAGAAGGUUGUUUGGACGACCAAGAAAGCGAAGAAAGAAAAAUGCGGAUGAGAAAAUAACAGUGAACAAUAAUUCUUCUGGGCAAUGUGCACAAGAAGGACAUAACAGGAGAACUUGUACUUUCUUCCAGAAAGAGAAUUGA